UUAUUUUGCCGCCUGCCGUCACCCAUCAACUUGACCAUCUGUAGCUGCUGCGAAAUGGUCAUUGCCGUGCCGUCUCUCUAUCUCUCUCGUGUGUGUAUAUGCGUGCCAAAUCCCCUCUUGCCAAACGGCACGCACAAGCAAGCGAUUCGACCAGGAUAGUAGCACAACGUCUCCCGAUCGGCCUUGCGGUUACACUAGAGUAGAGACUUGGUAGUAUGGUCGACCGGGAAACGAAGCAUGCGUUCGUGCCCCAUAACUCCACCACUGCAGUUAGGGAAAUACGAGAAGACUCUGAAUCAACACUUCGCCUCUUCUUCUCCCUCACCUCGUCUCGUCGUCUUCCCUCCUUCUGCUUGAGUUGCUUUGGAGACUCCUCCCGUUUUCUGUCUCUAUAGCGGGAUCUCUACGUCAGUCAACUGUUGCAUCUCUUGCAAAUUCUGACCGCUUCUUCAAGCAAAACAUCAUACCCCGGCCGUCUGUCUGUUUGUCCCCUGCCAAAGCAAUCCAUCCAUCUUCAUCUUUCAUCUUUCGGCGGCGCUCCAAGAACCCCUAAUUUGAUGGGGGGUAGAAAAGAGAAAGAAACAGAGAGGGGGGAAACAACCUAGCCUGUGCAAUCUUCAAAAAUUCCCCAAGGCCAGUUAUCUGCAUUCAAUACUGUACAUUUUAGCACACGACGAUUCAAAUCACGGUGAAAUCUCAGUUGAUACAUGCCAAUAUUUUCAAGAUUAUCGCACACUCUUACUAUUUAUUCUCGCAAAGGCAGAGGCAGAGGCCGUACCAUCUCAACAAGACAAGAGCACUCCUGCUCAAGAACCACGCCAAGACUCGAUCGAUCCAUCCUUGUCUCGACCAUCCAUCGGGAUGGAGCAGCUCCGGCAGCUCGGCGAGGUGGUGGGCAGCAUCAACGCGCUCAUGGCGUUCGAGGCCGACCUCCGCAUCAACCCUCGCCAGUGCCGCCUCCUCGCGGAAACCUGCGCGCACGCGCUGGACGCCGUCACCGGCAAUGUCCGCGCCCACCUUCGCUUCGAUGAGCGCGGCUCCAAGUGGCGCGCCCUGGAGUCCCCGCUCCGCGAGCUCCACCGCGCGCUCCGCGACGCCGAGGGCUACGUCCGCCAAUGCCUCGACCCGCGCGGCAGCUGGUGGGCCCGCGCCGCCGCCAUGGCGCACGGCACGGAGUGCGUCGAGCACCACCUCUACAACAUCCUGUGGUGCGUCUCCGUCGCCGUCGAUGCCAUCGAGGCCGCCGGGGAGAUCGCCGGCUCCGAGCCGGACGACCACGCGCGGGCGCGGCUUCUGCUGGCCAACAAGUACGACAGGGACAUGCUCGAGCCAAAGCUGUUCCAGCUCGCGCUCGGCAAGCGGUAUUUGGUAUCCCGAGAACUGGUCGUUCGGAUGGACGCGGCGUGGAAGGAGGACAGGUGGGCGCUGUCGCAGCUGCUCGACGAGAUGACGGGCCCGGCGGCACCGAAGCGCCUGUCCAAGAACGAGCACCGCCUCGCCGAGGUCCUCGCCGCGCCGAGGGGGAGGCUGCACCCGGCGUCCAUUCUGCUUGGAGGCGACUACAGCGUCCGCAGGAGGCUGGGCGGCCGCCUCAAGGAGGUGCAAUGGAUGGGGGAGAGCUUCGCGAUGAAGCAUUUCAUCGGGGACGGCGAGGCCGUCGGCGCCGAGGUCGAGCUCCUGGCCUCGGUGGCGCACCCGAACGUCGCGCACGCCACCUACUGCUUCCACGACGAGGAGAGGAAGGAGUACUUUGUGGUCAUGGACCAGCUCAUGGCCAAGGACCUGGGGAGCUACGUCAAGGAGGUGAGCUGCCCGCGGCGGCGGACACCCUUCCCUGUCAUCGUCGCCAUCGACAUCAUGCUGCAGAUCGCGCGCGGGAUGGAGUACCUGCACGCCAAGGGAAUAUACCACGGCGAGCUGAACCCGUCCAACGUGCUCGUGAGGCUGCGGCAGCCCGACGGUGGCUACGUGCAGGUCAAGGUCACCGGGUUCGGGCAGUCCGGCAUCGCAAUGGGCGCCAAUGUCAACGGCGACGAUAACGCCUGCAUCUGGUACGCGCCCGAGGUGCUCAAGCCGGAGGUCGCGGAUGCAGGGUCCAGGCGCACCGAGAAGGCCGACGUGUACAGCUUCGCCAUGAUCUGCUUCGAGCUCCUGACCGGCAAGGUCCCGUUCGAGGACAACCACCUGCAGGGCGACAAGACAAGCAAGAACAUCCGCGCCGGCGAGCGGCCGCUGUUCCCGUUCCAGACGCCCAAGUACCUGACCGCCCUGACCAAGCGGUGCUGGCAUGCCGACCCGGAGCAGCGGCCGGGGUUCUCCUCCGUCUGCCGCGUCCUCCGGUACGUGAAGCGGUUCCUGGUCAUGAACCCGGAGCAGCAGCAGCAGCAGGCCGCGCAGGGCGACGAGCCCGUUGUGCCACCCGUGGACUACCUCGACGUGGAGAUGCAGCUGCUGAGGAGGCUCCCGGCGUGGCAGCGAGGUGAGGGCGCCCGCGUGCCGGACUUGCCGUUCCAGAUGUUCGCGUACAAGGUGUUGGAGAGGGAGAAGACCGCCGGCGUGGUGCAGGCCAAGGACAGGGCCUUCGACUCGGGCAGCGAAGGGAACUUGCUGUACGGCGAUGAGAACGGGGUCGGGGCAAUGUCGCCGGACCACCCUUCCUCGGCGGCGUCGAACGGCGCCAUGCGGCCGCUGCCGGACAGCAGCGAUGGCAAGAAGCCGCCGUCGGCCAAGAAAGCGGACGGCAAGGCGGCCAGGCAACCAGUUGCAGGGCAUCCGCAGAAGGUGAAGCCGGCCAACCCAGCAAGGACUCCGCAGGCACCAAGACGGACGCUCGGAGUGAAGACCGACGGCGUCUCCUAGUUCCUGCCGCGCGACAUUGGAAGCCAUCUCGUCGUGCUUCAGGGGAGUUGGAAUGCCGGUGCCGCCGGAGAGUGUGCGUUUGAUCAACUAGUCGUUUCUUGUGUGGCAUCACCAAAACAAGUCUUGGUUUUGUUUUAAGUUAUUAUAUCGCA
Molecule: messenger RNA, 3011 nt
Organism: Triticum aestivum (bread wheat)
Lineage: Eukaryota; Viridiplantae; Streptophyta; Magnoliopsida; Poales; Poaceae
Product: serine/threonine-protein kinase par-4
Exons: 3
Coding region: 862-2859 (665 amino acids)
Biological process (GO): protein phosphorylation
Molecular function (GO): protein serine/threonine kinase activity; ATP binding
Source: RefSeq, a predicted model, not a curated record